UACUUCGGGAAAAUAAGUGUAGUGAUAUAUAUAUAAGAACCUUAAGCGUGCUUUCCAUCGAACAGGGUGAGCAGUCGGCACGCCGAAAAGAACAGGCCGAAAAAGAACUUAAACAUCAUUUAAUUGUAAGAAAAAACAAGAUGCCAGAACCAGAGGGUCAAGCAAUGGAAGAUGGGGAAGUCGAGACCUUUGCUUUCCAAGCAGAGAUUGCUCAGUUGAUGAGUUUGAUCAUCAAUACUUUCUACUCCAACAAAGAAAUCUUUUUGCGUGAAUUGAUUUCUAACUGCUCUGAUGCUCUAGACAAAAUCCGUUAUGAAAGUCUCACAGAUCCAUCAAAACUAGAUUCUGGCAAAGAACUAGAAAUUAAGAUCGUCCCAAACAAAGAUGACAACACACUGUCCAUCAUGGACACAGGAAUUGGAAUGACCAAGGCUGAUUUAGUAAACAAUCUUGGAACCAUUGCUCGUUCUGGAACCAAAGCUUUUAUGGAGGCUUUGCAAGCUGGUGCUGAUAUUUCUAUGAUUGGACAGUUUGGUGUAGGUUUUUAUUCUGCCUACUUGGUCGCCGACAGAGUUGUGGUCGAGACGAAGAACAACGACGAUGAACACUACAUCUGGGAAUCAUCUGCUGGUGGCUCUUUCACUGUCAAAAGUGGGGAUGGUUCAUUUAGUAGAGGAACACUCAUCACCUUGCACAUGAAAGAAGAUCAAGCUGAAUACCUUGAAGAAAAGAAGGUAAAGGAAAUUGUCAAAAAACACAGUCAGUUCAUCGGUUACCCAAUCAAACUCCAGGUGGAAAAGGAAAGGGAUGUGGAAGUGUCUGAUGAUGAAGAAGAGGAGGAAAAGAAGGAAGAGGACAAAGAUGCUGAGAAGACAGAAGAUGAAAAGCCAAAGGUAGAAGACUUGGAUGAUGAAGAUGAUGAUGAAGACAAGUCAAAAGACAAGAAAAAGAAGAAGAUCAAGGAAAAGUACAUAGAAGAUGAGGAAUUGAACAAGACAAAGCCACUCUGGACCCGAAACCCUGAUGACAUCACACAGGAGGAGUAUGGUGAAUUCUACAAAUCCCUCACUAAUGAUUGGGAGGAUCAUUUGGCUGUCAAGCAUUUCUCUGUGGAAGGUCAGCUGGAAUUCCGAGCAUUGCUGUUUGUCCCAAGGAGAGCACCAUUUGACCUGUUCGAAAAUAAGAAAAAGAAGAACAACAUUAAGUUGUAUGUGAGGAGAGUGUUUAUCAUGGACAAUUGUGAUGAAGUCAUUCCAGAGUACCUCAACUUUGUCAGGGGUGUUGUAGACUCGGAAGAUCUCCCACUAAAUAUUUCAAGAGAAAUGCUGCAACAAAGCAAAAUCCUCAAAGUCAUCAGAAAGAACUUGGUGAAGAAAUGCAUGGAGCUGUUCGAUGACAUCGCAGAGGACAAGGAAAACUACAAGAAAUUUUACGAACAGUUUGCAAAGAACCUAAAGCUUGGAAUCCACGAAGACACAACAAACCGAAAGAAGAUUGCAGAUUUCCUCCGGUACCACACAUCUCAGUCUGGUGAUGAAAUGACUUCAUUUAAGGAAUAUGUCUCCAGGAUGAAGGAAAAUCAGAAAAGCAUCUACUACAUCACAGGUGAGAGCCGAGAGGUAGUCCAAAGUUCAGCAUUUGUGGAAAAUGUGAAAAAGAGGGGCAUUGAGGUCAUUUACAUGGUGGAUCCCAUCGAUGAAUAUGCAGUACAGCAGCUGAAGGAAUAUGAAGGAAAGGCCCUGGUGUCCGUGACAAAAGAAGGACUAGAAUUGCCAGAGGAUGAGGAAGAAAAGAAGAGGUUCGAGGAAGCUACUGCCGAGUUCGAGGGUCUAUGUAAAGUUGUCAAAGAAAUCCUGGACAAGAAAGUUGAAAAGGUAACAGUUUCCAACCGACUAGUCACAUCCCCAUGCUGUAUCGUAACAAGUCAGUAUGGUUGGUCUGCAAACAUGGAGAGGAUCAUGAAAGCUCAGGCCCUGCGGGAUUCAUCCACUAUGGGAUACAUGGCUGCCAAGAAACAUCUAGAGAUAAAUCAUGAACACGCCAUCAUCAAAGCCCUUAAGGAAAAAGCUGGACUUGACAAGAACGACAAAUCUGUGAAAGAUCUUGUUUUGCUGUUGUUUGAAACCUCCAUGCUUGCCUCAGGAUUUUCAUUGGAGGAGCCCGGUACCCAUGCCAACAGAAUCCACAGGAUGAUCAAACUUGGACUUGGAAUUGACGACGAUGACUCCGGAGCACCAGAAACCUCUGAUGAGAACGUAGAAGAGCCCCCACCACUAGAAGGGGAUGAGGAUGAUGCUUCAAGAAUGGAAGAAGUAGAUUAAGUGAAAAAACUGCACCCUUUAAAACUUCAGCAAUGGACCAUAGAACAGAAAGAUGUUAACUUGAGAUUAGGAAUAUCUAUUUGAUAUUUCAAUACUAAAUGCUGAUUUUGCAUUUCUUCUCAUUUGACAUUCCAUCUUAGACUAUUAUGUAACAUUUGCAUCGCGACGUCUGUGUUUCAAGAUUAAGACUGCGAGAAUAUUGCACCUUUUGAAGGUAGAAGCAACAUGAUCAACAAAAACUUGUAAUGUGAUUUGUUCUCCGCAAAAUUCAUCAAUCAUAAUAGAUCAUCAACAUCAUUUGUUCCCUCAUUUUCACCUGUGAUAUUUGUGGGUUUUUUUACGUCGGCUGUUUUGUAAGUGUUUAAAAAAUGAAUAAAAAGAACAAAAAAAA
Messenger RNA from Mizuhopecten yessoensis (Yesso scallop), 2712 nucleotides. Its product is annotated as heat shock protein HSP 90-beta-like. Gene Ontology annotation, cellular component: perinuclear region of cytoplasm; cytosol; protein-containing complex. Gene Ontology annotation, molecular function: ATP hydrolysis activity; disordered domain specific binding; ATP-dependent protein folding chaperone. Lineage: Eukaryota; Metazoa; Mollusca; Bivalvia; Pectinida; Pectinidae. The record is from RefSeq and is a predicted model, not a curated record. The coding region runs from base 141 to 2321 and encodes 726 amino acids. The transcript has 7 exons. Gene Ontology annotation, biological process: protein stabilization; protein folding; cellular response to heat.